Messenger RNA from Eutrema salsugineum, 930 nucleotides. RefSeq lists its product as uncharacterized. Gene Ontology annotation, biological process: DNA replication; DNA repair; DNA recombination. The transcript has 8 exons. Gene Ontology annotation, cellular component: nucleus. The record is from RefSeq and is a predicted model, not a curated record. Bases 1 to 930 code for a protein of 309 amino acids. Gene Ontology annotation, molecular function: DNA binding. NCBI's taxonomy places the organism in Eukaryota, Viridiplantae, Streptophyta, Magnoliopsida, Brassicales, Brassicaceae.
AUGGAAGCACCCUACGUUCCAUUUGCUCUGCUGAAAUCUGGCCGUAUUAACCAGCGUUUAGUUGCUAGGUUGCUCUGCUUCUGGACUACUUGCAACAUCAAAAAAGGUGGUCAACUCAUGGGCGUCGACCUCCUCCUCCUUGACGAGAAGUUCGUGUGGAACAGUCGUUGUGCAACAUACCCACCGAACACUUCUGAUUUUGGUCCUACGACCAACUCUUGGCCCUACGACCAACUCUUGGCCGUUGGCAACACCAACAAUGAGCUUCCUGACAUUAUUGGAGAAGUCAACUCAACAAAAUCUUAUCACAAUGAAGCAACAGAGGGCGUUCAGAGAAUGCUGAUCCACCUUCGUCUUGAAAGCGGAGAGAACGUCCGAGUGAGUGCUUUUGAUGACCACGCUAACUUUCUACACAAGUUAUUCAGCGAGAAAGAGGCAGGGACAUGUAUCAUGUUGGCCACCAAUAUGAAUCCCAAGUUUUUCGGAGGCGAUCUUUAUCUGAAUGCCACAACUGGUUCGAAGUUCUACUUUGACGGCAAGGUCGACGCAACCAAAUCGUACCUGGACCGCGUCAGCUCUAAAGAUUCAGGCAAUCUCCCCACUGAAAAAUGCCAUGGCGUCCAGAAGAUUGAACAUGUAUCCAUUGCAGAACUGAAUGAAUUUUUGUUCACAUCUGACCUCCAGGAGGCUGAAUUUCUGUGUACCGGUAAAGUUGUCGAGAUCCAGCCUACAAAAGGGUGUAACAUAUCCUGUUCGAAAUGUGCAAAGAAGAUGACCAAAACCAAGACUACCCUGGGCUGCAACAACUGCUACUCCCCUGAUGCAGUUGGUGAUGUCAAAUACCGGGUGGAAAUAGUCGUCGACGAUGGGAGUGUAACGUCUGUUUUUGUUGCAUUCGACAAGGAUAUGGUUGAUAACACCGGAUUUUGA